Molecule: messenger RNA, 3495 nt
Organism: Adineta ricciae
Lineage: Eukaryota; Metazoa; Rotifera; Eurotatoria; Adinetida; Adinetidae
Source: the annotation of a GenBank genome assembly
AUGUUUGUGCUAAAACAUUUGUUACAUUUCGGAGAUGUUCGAGAUUAUUUAAUGAUUCUAUUUGGUAUUUUUGCUGCAGCUGUUUAUGCUAUAGGUCAUUUACUAUUUGUUCGACUAUUUGGUGAAUUAGUUAGUUUAUUUGUUUCACGCGUGUCUACUGUACAAUGUUCUGAGUACGAUUUCAUCAAGCAGAUCUCAAAUAGUACUUUGGAUAAUGAGAAAUUUCAUAAGGAUGUGAAUGCAAAAGUGAUUCAACUGAUAGAUAUAUCAAUCAACAAUCUAUUCGAAAAUAUUGCUACCGUACAAUCCGGCAUCGGAUGGACAAGUUCCGUGACAUUAAGUGCGAUCAUUUUUGUUAUCGGAAGUCUUAUUCUUGCAUUGUUCACCGACUGGAAACUAACACUGAUCGUCAUUAUCGGAGAGCCACUGAGUGCGGGCGCAGCGUAUAUGUUAUCUAAAUUAACAGCACGAACAACUAUUCUAGAAUUGGAGUCUUAUGGGAGUGCAGGACAAGUUGCACAAGAAGUUCUUGCAGCUUUUCGUACAGUUACAGCAUUCAAUGCACAACACAAUGAACAAAAUCGAUAUGCAUCAAAGUUGAAGUACAAUACGAAAUACGCACUUCGGAAAGGUCUUAUCUAUGGGUGUUUUGUUGGUGUGCUCAUGAUUUUUACUUAUUGGACAACCGCACUCGGUUUUCUGGCAGGAAUAUGGCUCAAAACAACAGGAAAACAUCCCACACUUGAUAUUGGUCAAAUCGUUGUAGUCGUAACAUGUAUGACGGAAGCAUUACAGUUUUUUGGCUAUUUAGCUCCAAGUUUAAAAGCAUUUUUCGAUGCGUGUAAUGUUGCCGAUCCAAUUAUUCGAUACAUCGAAGGUACAAAUAUCGAUCACGUUGAAAUAUCAAAUGAAAAAUCUUUGAAAAGAUUGGAAGUAACUCAACCCGUUGAGAUUGUUUUUGACGAUGUUUCAUUCUCUUAUCCAAAUCGUCAGCAAGAAUUUGCAUUAAAGAAUGUUAGUUUCCAAGUAAAAGCUGGUGACACUGUCGCGCUUGUCGGCAGCUCAGGCAGUGGUAAAAGCACAUGUGUUCAAUUGUUACUUCGCUUUUACGAUACAACCAAAGGACGUAUCAAUAUCAAUGGUCAUUCAAUUGAAGAUUAUGAAAAGGAGAAUUUACGUCAAAUCAUUGGUCUUGUCAGUCAAGAACCGAUACUUUUUGCAACAUCGAUAAAAGAAAACAUCAGCCAUGGUAAAGAUAAUUCGACAUUCGACGAAAUCAUUGAAGCAGCUAAACAAGCUAAUGCGCAUGAUUUCAUCAUGAAGCUUCCACAUAAAUAUGACACAUUAGUUGGCGAGCGAGGUGUACAACUGAGUGGUGGACAACGGCAACGCAUUGCUUUAGCACGUGCUCUUAUUCGUCAACCAAGUUUACUCUUACUUGAUGAAGCAACAAGUGCACUGGAUUCGUCGAGCGAAAAACUUGUUCAAGAAGCACUUGAUCGCGCUGCUCAAGAUCGAACAACGAUUAUUAUUGCCCAUCGACUAUCAACAAUUCGCUAUGCUGAUUGGAUCAUAGUUAUGAAAGACGGUUCGAUAGUUGAACAAGGUCCACAUGACGAUCUAAUGGCAAUGAAGCAAUCUUAUUAUGAACUAGUCAACCAGCAACAAAUGAAUUUGACCACUUCCGAGACACACGAAGAAGUUAAUCAGCGGAUUGGUAAUCAAGCAUCAACGGAGAGCAACGAUGAUAUAUUGACCAAUACAGAAGAGAUUGUGACUAAAGUUCCACAGAACAAAUCGAAUUCCUUUUAUUCAUUAAUGAAAUUAUUCAAAUUGAAUGCACCUGAAUGGCCGUACCUAUUGAUUAUUUGUUUGACGGGAAUACUGUGCGGUGGAUGUUAUCCAGCUUUUGCUUACUCUCUAGCCGAAACUAUUAACUCAUUUCAAGAAUGUUCGAUUUCAGCGCAGAUGAAUCGAGUGAUUGUUUUUACCCGAAUCAUCUUCAUUCUAGGCAUUGCCAGCUGUAUACUUCGUGUCAUUCACUAUACAUGUUUGGGGCUAGUUGGAACGCGAUUAACCAACCGAAUACGAACAAAAGCGUUCGGAUGUAUGCUACGUCAAGAAGUUGGUUGGUAUGAUCAGCCUGAAAAUAAUACUGGUGCACUCUGCGGACGUCUUUCUACCGACGCACUAGCCAUUCAAUCAUUAACUAGCGCUCGACUUGGCCUACUGAUUGAAUCGUUAUCACUUUUGGUGAUUGCAUUAAUUAUCGGAUUGAUAUUUUCAUGGCAAUUGAUAUUAGUUGUCUUUGGCCUAAUUGUAUUUGAAAUGACUUUUGCUAUUCUGGAAGUUCGAAGAAAGAGCAAAGUACAAACUUUGAUUGAAACAGCAUUUGCAAAUGCUAAUGAAGUUCUGACUCAGAGUGUACGCAAUCUUCGUACAGUUUUUCAACUGAAUAGACAAGAACACAUAUUAAACGAAUUUCAGCAUAUCCUCGAUGAAAUUUACAAUAUUACACGUCUGAGUACGUAUAAAGGUGGUGUACCAUUUGCAUUAUCUUUUCCAGUUGCUACAUUGAUCUUACCGUGUCUUGCGCAGUUAGCUGUUACUCUUCUCGAUAGGAAUCUAAUCGAUGUAGAACGGAUCGUCUUAUUAUUUGCUUUCGUGCCGUUUACUUUCGAUGUCAUUCAAGUGUCGACAACAAUAUCCGCUGACUUAGCUGGAACAACAGCAGCAGCGAAUCAUAUCAAUCAAUUGUUUGAACGCAUUCCGUUAAUUGAUAAUAUGGCAACGAGUGGCAAAACAAUUGAGAAUUUUUCAGGAUCAAUUCAAUUUGAUAAUGUUACUUUUUCUUAUCCGACACGAAGAUUAGUUAAAGUACUCGACGCUUUUCAAUUGACGAUUCAACCUGGACAAAGUGUUGCUUUUGUUGGAUCAAGUGGAUGUGGUAAAUCAACAAUGGCACAGUUACUCGAACGAUUUUAUGAUAGUAGCCAAGGACGUGUUUUACUCGAUGGUCACGAUAUAAGAACAUUAAGUCUUUCAAUAGCAGAAAAUAUCUCUUACGGUUGUUUACCGAAUACAUUCGAUCGAACAGAUAUCAUCGAUGCAGCUAAACGAGCGCAUUGCCACAAGUUUAUCGAACUGUUACCUCAAAGUUAUGAUACGCUUGUUGGUGUGAAUGGUGCAUUUUUCUCUGGAGGUCAAAAGCAACGCAUAGCGAUAGCUCGAGCUCUGUUUCGGAAACCGAAAAUUUUGAUUCUGGAUGAAGCUACGAGUGCAUUAGAUCUGGUGGAAGAAUCAUUGAAUGCCGCCAGACAAGACGAUCCAUCUCGAACUGUGAUUGUCGUCGCUCAUCGUUUAUCAACUAUUCAGUCGUGUGACCUUAUUUGCGUUCUUGGUCCGAAUGGACGCUUCUUAGAAAGUGGUACACACAACGAAUUAAUGGCACGUGGUGAUGCAUAUUACAGAUUUGUACACGAUCACGUGACAUGA